This is a messenger RNA of Colletotrichum spaethianum, 4746 nucleotides long. RefSeq lists its product as uncharacterized. Lineage: Eukaryota; Fungi; Ascomycota; Sordariomycetes; Glomerellales; Glomerellaceae. The record is from RefSeq and is a predicted model, not a curated record. Bases 1 to 4746 code for a protein of 1581 amino acids. The transcript has 3 exons.
AUGGCUUCAUCCUUCCACGGUGACCAGGGCUCUUUCCACGAUCGCGGCUUCCUCGUGAGCAGCUUCGAUCGCGAUGCGCAAGGCGCGAAUUCGACCUCUCCGAUAACAAAUGCUCGGGACCUGCCUCCAAGCCACACCUACCACUAUCCCGGUGGCAUUCCAAACGGCUACAAGAUGGUUCCUGCCAAGGAGGGAGAGAUGUCCAGGCGCUAUGUAGAGGAUAAUCUCCCCAUCUCCUUCUACAGCCGCAAAGAAACCAAGGCGAUUUUCAGCACCAACAACGGCGAGGUCCCCACCCGCGGCCUUAGCAUGAACCACGUCCUUGUUUUCCGCGAACUUGAUCUGUGGAGCGCCGAAGAGCUCCAGGAGAGAGCCAACGCCAUCCGCAAGAAGCACUGGAGAUCCCUGAAGUCCAUGCCCCAGCCCGAAUGCUGGGAGGACCUGUACGAUUACUUCGACUGUUUCGACAUCUAUUUCCACGGUGCGCAAAACCUGUGGAACCUCAUUCUUCUACUCUUCAACGAGAACGAGAACCUUUCUCGCGACAAAAUCAGAGCUACUGCAGUCUACGUCGGCAUUCUGUGCGACGAGUGGGUCCAAAAUACUGAGAACAAGACGAAGCUCAUGGCGUUCAACUGUUGGGAAGGUGAUGUUGUCAGUCUCAUCACUUCAGGCCCCUGGCUCGAAUUCCAAAAGCUGCCAUUCAUUGACGUUAUGCUUGUUCGGUAUACUCUGUGUUAUCGACAAGACCAGCUGUUGGGCAAGCCAUGGGCUCGGCCAAACGCCUACCCGGCUAACACGGGUCAACUUGUGCACGACACGCCGAGUGGCAUCCCCCCUGCGGUGUCCCCGUCAACCAUAAUCGUUGGCGGCGCUGGUUUUUCAUCGUCUCAGCUGGGCUUUGCUGAAGUUGACGAAGCGACCGCUGCCACUCAUGUUCCGGCCAGAAACAUCACCACUACAAAAAAGCCCAUCGUGGUCAGCGGCACGAACAGCAAGCACAAAGCAAGACCUUGGAACCUUGGCCUUGCUGCAGACCCAGACUCCAACAAUCGGUCCGAAGAUUCCUUUCCAGACAACCGGCCGAUGUCCUUAACUUCUGUCCCGAGCAACAGAAACAAGGCUACCGAAGCCCCUGCGCCUCAUAUCACCAACUUGGGUACUAUCAGACCAGGGUUCUACCAUUAUCCCAUGAGACCUUACGGCUAUGCCUUCAAUACACCAUUCAUGACAGGUUCCAACGGUGAGCCGCAACCUUACCAUGGUCCUCUUGGUCCAUCCGCGCCUCCUGCACAGGCUGUGCCCGAACAACAGCGUUAUGGCACUCGCCAUCCAGUCAACAUGACUCCACAAAAGCCUGCAGAUAACAGAUUCCAUAAUAAAGGGUAUACCUCGCCAGUUCAGAGCUCCACGGCAUCGAGAGAUGGGAAACGCAUACAGCCUCCUGUUUACCAGAGAACAACUUUUGACGACAAUCCUUCUCACAAGUAUACAGAGAAGCGAAAUGUAGUAGUUCACUCUGCCUUUGAACAAGGGUCCGGGCAAGGGUCGUCAACGGGUCCUUCACGCUUCGAUACGGGUCAAGAUGCACGACAGGAGCAUUCGAAGACAUCAAGUGCCCCUGGUGACGCAAGUCACGGUCAGCCGCGGCCUCGCGGUGAGUCCAGGGGCUGGGAGAAAGUUCCGCAUGCAGAUGAGUCAAUCCACGGCCCUGUCUUCCGUCGAUCUCCAACCAAAGAGAACCGCCCUCGCUCAUACUCCCGGGCCUCGAGCAAAGGAGACUCAUACUGCUCAAACCAGCAUCCCAAGAAUGGCAGCAAGUAUGCUUACACGCCCUGCACGUGUGCGAGGUGUGAGGAGCGCGAACGCUCUGUGUACAUCCAACUGAACCCGGCCCCACGGAUCGCUCAAGAUGUCCUUGAUGCCAAGAUUCAUGGUAUAAUGUCUCGGUGGGGAAAGGUUGAGAACGUAAAGCGGCUGCAGGCAAACGAGCACCAGGGAGGUUUUGUUUGCUUCUUUGUCAGAUUUAGCGAUGGCUCGCGCGUAAGAGAGGCUUCGGCCACGAAUCACUUCAGCAGUGACGAGCUGGACUGCAUAAUAAGGAUUGGCGCGAUGCAUCAUUCGGACUAUGGUAACGCUAUGCAUGGCAUCUACGGGCAUGAAAACGAUCAGCACGGCUCGGUAAAGUCAUACAACGGCUCACAACAAUCAGCGUGGAAGGGCCAUUCGAGUGGAUCUAGUCAUACCCAGCCUUCGUCUGUCCGUCGUGAUUCGAGAGCGCAGGUUUCCUUGGAGCAGUACAUGGUGCCUCGACCCCAGCUACCACAAGUCCUUCUUGCAAAGCCUCUUCAGCCUCCUGGGGUACAUGGUUCAGCAGCUCCGCCGCCCUUGAACAUCCAGCAGGGAGUUCCGCAAGAGAUACUUGGGCUGGUCGGGAACAUCACGUCGACUUGCAACAUCCCCAAGGCGAAGACGAAGCCCACUGAUACCGAGGUGCUUCAAACUUCUGCUGAAGCCGAGUCUCAGUCAAAACCGCCUUCCGAGGAGGUAAUCCCGGACGAAGAGCAGGCAACCAGGACCUCUAGUCCUCAUAUUUCCGACGGCAGCCCUGGCAAAGGGGGCAACAAAGCCAUUGUGGUCAACCUGCCGGCCACACCGCAGAAGCCAAGGAAAGCUGAUGAGAACACUCACGCGUCUGAUGAAACCACCGCACCUCAGGACAAUGACCAAUUGACGACACCAACCAAAAAGAAUCCUUGUGCACCUAAUGCCACCACUACUCCCAAAAAUUCAUCUUCAGAUAGACAGAAGGAGUCCCAAACAACUACCGAGAUUGCUCCUAGAGGCACAACAACCACUGAGAACAGCAAGGCUGUUCCUGCACAAUCCCAAUCGGAGAGCUCCUACGCCAAGGGCAAGUACAGGAAGAUAUUUUCGCAGAAUGAUGACCUCAGCAUCGAGCAUUUCGAUGCGCCAGUGAUAAGAAUGGGUGCAAGGCACGACUCAUCGGCUAUGAGUAGCUCCAGCGUGGAAGAGCGCUUCGGCGAACAAAUUGACGAGCCCCGCACCCGAGCUGGUCAUGAGUUUGACAAUCUGAUUGAUUCGAACCAGAACCAAGAUGCUGUCCACAUGAUGAUUCUUGUCGAGAAUUCCACGAAGAAGAAGAGCAACAAGAAGCCCAAGAAGAAGAAGAAGGCACCCGCUUGUGCGAACCAGGGCGAACCAAGCAGUACUCAACAACCUGCGAGAGACACCCCUAUCAACGCUACAGAGAAGCAAGCCCCUGACGUCCCUAUGCCACUUGACAUUGAAGCGGCAGAGGAUAUUGACCCUGCAACCCUCAUGGAAGUCAUCGCCAAGGCAAAGCGGAUUGUGGCAGUGAAGGAAGCUGGGUCCACCAGCACAAAGCAAAUUGCCAUCGAUAGUCCUGCAAAUGCUGUCCCACAAGCCUUAGUGCCACCUGUUGCUGAAACAGCAGAGAGCAACACCCUGGAGGCUACCAAGGACAAGGAGAUCUUUCGCUCAGAGGACAAUGAUCCAAAGAACAAGCCUGAGAAAUCGGACGUUCAAGAGUCUAUCAACAAGAGUUUCCGCGCAAAUGGUGGCGGCUCGUUACGGCUGCCCAAGAAUAGGAAGAAGCAGCCCGCUCAGUUGCACUUUGCUGACCGGGAGCCCUCCGCUUCUGGAGGCACAGCAGGUAACAGCAGCUUCGAAGCGCUACAAUUCACCGAUACUGAACUUCCUUCUGCUGCAAGCACCGCACAUUUCAGCUCCACCACCGACCAGGAGGGCCGCUCUACCGACGGGUCGCCUGGGAUGCUGUCAACUCCUGCAACUCCUCCGUCUGCCAGAGCAGUCCUAGCUACACCAAGCUCUUCGCUGAAGGAACCUGCAGCAGGUGCAGAGGCGACUCCAAAGUCGAAAAUUUUGCUUAACCCGAAGGCCAAGGAAUUUGUUUCGCCAACUGCCCUCUCGACUGCGGCUGCUCCCAAGAAGAUUGAGCUUGCGCCGGUUCCGUUGAAGCCCACCAUUCACCAUCGCAACGUGUCCCAAACUUCGUCAAAGACAUCGCGCACUCUCACCCCCGGCAACUCGCCUGCCAAGGAAGAGGACAACCAGUCCGAUGGGAACGCUGUCGAGAGUUCCAAAGGCAAGGAGAAGAGCUUGGUAUCUCAGCAGGGCUUUGCCAUGGAUAGAGAUGCGAAGAGUCCUGCGGUAACUGACGGGGCUCAAGUUGCCGAUCAGCAGACUUCAGGCAAGGACGCCGUGGAGAUGGACAAGAACCAUUCUUGCACUGGUGAAGACCUGCCUGUCUCGCAAAGCACGCCGGAUGACGAUGGCGACUGGCAAGUACAGCGCCCCAAGAGGGACUUCAGCACCAAGCAGCCCAAGGGCAACAGCCAGCAGACAAACCAUAAGCAACAACAGAGCAAGCAGGGCCAGCAGGGCCCCAAGAAGAACCGCCCCUCGCCUAAGAAGCAGGAAAAACAGGGACAGAGUCACCUUCAACAGCAACGCUACGCUUCCAGCCCCAACACCAAUCCGGUUUCUGUUGGCAGCAAAGCCGAGUUUCCCUCACUGCCCCCGGCUCCCAAGCCUGUGACGGGUCUCCCAGCUAGCAGCGUCUGGGGAAAGGCACGUUCAGUGUCGACUGCCGCCACCGCCUCCACUCCGAAUGACAGCAUCACUGCCCACAAGGGCGAGACCGCAAGCCCGGAUUGCAAAAAGGACAGCGGUAAGCAGUAG